UCGUGAACGCGCAGCUGAGGAAGGAAGGGAGGUAGAGGGGGGGAAGCAGGCACGCGCUUUCCGUGUCUGGUUGGUGGACUGACAGCCAGCUGUGCGGCUACAACGACAACAACAACCUCCCGGAUUUGCUUUAUUCAACUGAAUUAGUGUUGGUCUUCAACUGGUCAUAAUCAAUCAGUGUGGCUAGUUUUUAAGUGUGUACUCAACAGCACACAGCUACAACCAGUUUCAUCGGCGGUUUCGGUGCUAACUAGCUAGAAGAGCAUUCCUCCAACAUGAAUCCGUUGUGUGGCAGAUGUAAUCGAGUCGUUUACCCCACGGAAAAAGUGAAUUGUCUGGACAAGGUAAGAACAUGAAAGAACCGCCUUUCUUCUUAUUCCGCUUUAAAAUAUAAUCUCCACAAAGCUCCCUCUCAUGUUUCCCGAGUGCUUUCAUUUUUACUGUGGUGGAAAAUCACACCCUUCACAUGUUUUUUGUGAAUGAAUUGAACACCCCAACAGGACAGGUAUUUCGCUAGCAAGACAGGCUAACGGCUAGCUUAACGUCUGGAAGGCACUAGCAUAAGAACUCGGUCAACGGAUGAAAAGGAAACACGUUUGAGUAUCAUGGCUUCCCCCCAAAACACAGAAUUUGUCUUAUUUUCAUCAAAGCAAUGGCUGUAGGCUAUAUUAUUGAUUUAGCCUGAACCAGCGCCUCAUAGCGUUUCCGCCAGACGAGCUGGGUUUGGGCCUGGCUUGCACCUCUGCUUUGAGGAAAAACCUUCGCUAACGUCUGAAACCUUCCUCUAAACCGCAGCAGUUAAACCUAUGAGAAACUAAGCGCCAGAAUUCCGUUUCAUAGCGUUACAUGCACUGUAUAACCAGGAUCUUAGUGCCAUGACUAUGCGAGGCUGCAGCGUGGACUGGUCUGGACCGUGUCUGUCUCUUGUCUAAUUCACUUGCUAAUCCAAGUCAGGUAUGAUUAGUCGAUCAACCUCGAUUAGUUUCCACUCAGAGACAGGAGCCUAAUCUCAAUCACAGUUGUAAUCCUGUCAAUUUUACCCAUAUUGUCUCUGUCGAGAUCUCUAAUUCACGUUGAGGCAACAAAUUAAGUUGAACAGUCUUAUUCCUGUGACCUCUUGUAAGUUUUCCAAAGCUCUAGAUAAUGAUUUUAUGAUGAUAAUUCCGUGUAUUAAAAGCUGCUGUCAUAAGAUAGAUCAAAACUUUAGAGCAAAUAUAAUAAACAUGCAACACAGCUGACUUACUGAUGGGUGGGGCCUGCUGUUAUUAGUAGGAUAUAACAUGCUAUUGGACAGAUGAUCAAUUGCAAGACACCCUUUUAAUGAUCUUCACAGUGUCCUAUAUAGUAAAGAAUAUAAACAUUCAGUUUAAGAGGUAGUUUUGAGGAUGAAUGUUUAUAGCACCAUUGUAAGGAAUCAUGAAGUAAUCAGCCAAAAUGAGCGGAGAAAUCCAGAGUGCCACGGUCCAAAAUUGAAAGUACAAAUGAUACAAUAACUGAACAAGAUAGGAUGAGGAUUUAUUGCCAUAUUGAUAUUCUGUCCCACCCCUAAUACACACAACAAUGUUUGUGUAUUUUUAUUGAAGGAGCGCUUGAGGACAGUCAGUAAUUUGUCAAACGGGUGUCCAGUGAAAAACAAUACCUGUCUCCCUGCUGAGACAUGCUUAUCUAUUGGGUUAAGGGAACAGGAAAAGUAGGGAAAGAGCACACUAACACAUUAUCUGAAGUAAAAUCAACUCUUGAUUUGAUGCAUUUCUCCUCAGCAGCAUAGAUGUAAAAUUGAAUGCACAAUGACUAAUGUUUUCUUAAGUGCUCUGGACUGGAAUUGAUUUACCUCUCAAGACAUCUUCAUGCUCAAAGCCAACCAAUCAUAGAAAUGUGACUCGUGUGAGACGGCUGUUAUUGAUGAGAAUCAAAUUGCCACAAGAACAGCCUGGAUGUUCGCUGGAAUCUGGCCUGGAGCAGAAGAAGAGUGCAUUCCAGCAGACAGACACUCCCAUAAAACGUGCUCUGUCAGAGGCCUGCUGUGUCUUCCUGCUCUGGAGCGAGCACAGGAGAGUAGCCUGCCGUCUGUCUUCACUGCCAUUCUGCAUCAGCGCUCAAACCUUCACACGGGCCAAAACAACCUCCCUUUUUCCUUCUCUUUGGCACACCCACACACUGCCCUUCUGUUUUGUUUUAAGGACAUACUGGCUGGGGAUUUUCCUGUGUGCUAGGCUAGCUUAGGUAGAGGCUGCAGCUACAUUGGUAUUCUCAGCCGCAGAUGAGUACCGUUUACCUGACAGUCUGCCUCUAUAAGAUCCUUCUGUAGAGACACAAAGCUACAGACGCAUGUGUGUCUGUCAGCUGCAUUCCAGUAUAGCGAGGCAGGGCCCAGCAGAGGGAGCAGGAAGCUGAGCACAUGUAAAGACAGGAAGUGAAUUUGAGUUUCAUGUUGGCGAUGCAUUUUUUUUGUUGUUGUUGUUUUUUGGCAUCCCAUCAAUUCUUAAACCCCUUGUUGAUGGUAAUGAGUUCAGAACCACAAAUGUGGAUCAGACUGAGUCACAUCUUUUUAAGUAGCUUUUUGUAGAUUGAGUUCAGGGCCCCUUGGAUUGGAGCCAGUGGAAACCAGUAACCAGGAAGCCCUUUUUCAAGCUGUAAAGGUUGAAUAAGGCACAUUUAGGUCUAUAUGUAGUGUCUGGAUAGACUAAAAUGAUUUGUAUGUGUGCUUCUAAAAGAUUAACAGCCAUUUGCAGCACUCAGGAAGCAUGUGUUUUUAAGACAAAUUGAGAGAUCAGUGCUGAGCGCUGAAAGCUCGAAGCUCAUCUCUCGCUGAAGCACUUGUAUCUGCUGGAGUGUCUUUGUACUUCCUAUCUGUACGUGCUGUCUACAUCUUACAUACUAAGGUUACAAGGCCUGUUUCUACCUGCUGGUAAGGAGGAGACACAGUCUUGCCAGAUCUCAUAAGAUAACAUGAGCAGGUGCAUUUUAGCGGUACAUUAUGAGGGACGAUUACUUGUUUUCUGGCAGUAAAUCAGCAAAGAAUUUCCAGAUUCCUCAUUCUACAUCUGUCCAUAAAUAGUGCUAACAACUGACUGGUGUAUCUUUAUCCAUCCUUUAUGCUUAAGUUUCAAAUAUAAGCAUUUGUUAUUUGGGUCAAAAUAAGUGUUUUCACUUGAUAUUAGCCAGAGAUGUAACUAAGUAUUCUUGUGGACAGAUAUCAAGCUGAUUAUUAAGCUUUUAUUAAAAGCUGUUAAAGCUCACUCUGAUUCUGGUAUUAAUAAUCAUCAAAGAUACAAAGAUGCAAACUAAAUAGGCAUCUCUUCAACCUGCCUUUAUAUCCUGUGUGUCUGUGUCACGUCUGAAUCACUCUCCCUCCAGCUAGGUAUGCCAUGACAAGCAAGGCAAAUAAGAUUAGCUGUUCAAUAUCUUGUGUGGGCUUUGUUGUUAAGACCCAUAUAAGGGAAAAACACAGCUUCAUAUUUUUUUAUAUCUUCAAUUCUCAAGAAAAGUUUGGUCAUCAUUAGACAUAUGACACUGAGGAAACGGGCUGAGAACAACGCAGCACAGCUUUCAUUGACUCUUAACUCAGCCCAAGUUGCACACUCAAAUAUGAGACAAGAGAAGACAGUUUCUCAUUUAAUUUCAGGAAUAUAUAUAUAUUUUUAAUUUCACUCUAAUCAAAUCUUGGUUUUCUUAUAGUUGUUUUGAAUGUAAUAGAUGUGUCAAAAAUAGUUUUUAGCCCAUAUGUUGCUUUAAAUACCAACAAUAGGCCACAGAAUAGAGUAAUGAUGGGCUUGUGACUGAUAAAGUUGUUUCAGAAAAGAGUCAAAACACAUCCUCACAAACUCAGCUUGGUAGGUAGCAAAAGAAGUGGCUGCACUCACAUGAUCUGAAAUCUUCAGACAUGGCUGUCAUUGAUAGAAGUGUUUGUAAAAAUCUGAUUUCAUACUUGAUUUGCUUCACGAUUUGAUAAAUCUGACAUACUUGAGUUCUGUCCUCGAGUUGUAACUGAUUUGUUUGUUUUUUAUUACUCAGCCUGUGUUGGCUUCAGUGUGGUCUUUCUGGCCAACAUGUGAGCCUUAUUGUAAUGCUGCUUCUCUAUCCCAGGAAAUGACUGAGGAAGGGGGUUAAAGGUCAGGGGAGUACAGUAUUCAACUUGUGCAGCUCUGUACGGUCUGUACAGCUUACAUCGUAAACCCUGAACUAAUUUGUUGCCCACAGUGUGCAACGAGUAAUCACUAAGCUCCUUCCUUUUUUUCAUGUUGAAGCAUUACACAAAUUUUAUAGGAGGAUUGUCUGCAUUCAUCGGCUCUCUGAUGGUCCAGUGUCAACACUUUUCCUCUGACUCUGGCAUUGAGAGCUUGAAUGGCGCCUUUUUAUAUAUAGAAGGAUUAUUUUUGAAGGCUGAUUCAUGUCCUGUGAAGCAAAUAGAGGUGAGCAAUCUGUCCAACCACUAACAGUCACCUUGCUUUAAUGACUCACAGUCACAAACACACAUAACAGUCAUUAUCAGAUGAGGUGUUGACUACACAAUGAGCCACCGUGUACUUCUUUUUUGUGCAGUUAAACAUAACAUGAACCAAUACUGAGGGUUGUUAUUGUUUCCUCUGAAGAGAGGAAGGAGGCCAAAAGACACCAGACUGUUAGCUGAUGAGCAGUUUUUAUUGGUCAGUUAGUCAGAACGUGUUGCAAUUUUAUAAGCAAAGUGGCCUUAUGGGUAAUGCAUGCAUAUGACAUAGUCUGGCUGAAUAUGGGAAAUGAGUGUGAGGAAAUGAGGGAAUUAGGGAGAAGUGAGCCAACUCUAUGUACUAGGGGUGGGAGAAAAAAAUCGAUACCACAUAUUAUUUUUUCUGGUGAUAUGUCAUAUCGUCUCCUUUACCAAGUAUCGAUUUUUUCAAAUUAAAUUGCUAAUAUAAAGUCAAAUCUAUGAUAAUGGAAAAAUAAAGUCAACUGUUCGUCUAGUGAGGUUGGUAGAGGUGACAUCAUAGAGUAGGAGACAGAUAUUACAACAAAUAUAUAAGGUUUGCAAGAUAUGCUACAUAAAAAUAAAAUACACUGUAAAUAAAAAAAAAUAAAGCAAAGACAAAUGCUACAUUAGCUAAACAGCUGAAAAAAACUAUAAAUUGCAAUAUAUGGUAUUGCAAUACUCACGGUAGCAAAAUGUUAAAAAUUGCAAUAAUAUUGUAUCGUGGCCCAAGUAUCGUGAUAAUAUCGUGGCCCAGGUAUCAUAAUAAUAUUGUAUCGUGGCCCAGGUAUCAUGAUAAUAUUGUAUCGUGGCCCAAGUAUCAUGAUAAUAUCGCAUCGUGGCCCAAGUAUCGUGAUAAUAUCGUAUCAUGAUAAUAUCGUAUCGUGGCCCAAGUAUCAUGAUAAUAUUGUAUCGUGGCCCAGGUAUCAUGAUAAUAUUGUAUCGUGGCCCAGGUAUCAUGAUAAUAUUGUAUCAUGGCCCAAGUAUCAUGAUAAUAUCGUAUCGUGAUAAUAUCGUAUCGUGGCCUAAGUAUCAUGAUAAUAUCGUAUCGUGGCCCAAGUAUCGUGAUAAUAUCGUAUUGUGGCCCAAGUAUUAUGAUCAUAUUGUAUCGUGGCCCAGGUAUCAUGAUAAUAUCGUAUGAUGGCCCAAUUAUCGUAGUCAUAUCGUGGGGCCACCAGUGAUUUCCACCCCUACUGUGUGCUGUGUGCUGUUAAGCUUGUAGGGAAAAAAACCCUGUACACCAUGUUCACUUCUUUGAUGGACUUAAAGCAUUAUUUUAUGAAUGUACACUAUGGUAUUGUCAUACAGCAGUGUUUCAGAAAGUGCGAAACUUCUUCACACUGUCUAACAUGCAAAAAUUAACAUGUAGUGAAGUUUCAGUCCUGAACCUUCAUUUGGCAUAUGAGCUUUCAGUAUGAAGAAAACCAUGAAGACACAGAAACAAAGUGGUGUGGGCUCGUAAUGUGAAAUAAAUGAAUGCAUACUAAUCAUGAAAUUUAAAACCAUUAUUAUGAGUCAAACUAUACAAGUACCAUCAUAACCACCCUCAAAUCAGGCCAACAGUAACAUUAUUGGACUUUUGGAAAGUGAGUUACACAGAUGAAUUUGGAUUAGGCAGAAGUGUUUUAACUUUCCCCCUGACUAUGUUUAAUUUCUGGGUUUCGCUGUGAAUCACGUGUUUUAAUGUCUGAUUGUGGGGGCAGCACUGUGUGUCGUUGUGUGUGAGUGCAUGUUGUGGUCUGAAGUGGUUUGAAAAGUGUGUUAAAGUGUGCUAAUCCAGCAUAGCAUUGUCUGUUAAAAACAGUGUCUGCUAUGCCUGCUGGUAAACAUCAGAGCCCUUUGCUUAAUGGCAUCAGGUAAGCAAAUAAUUAACCAGCAUGCUGUAAUGAGAUAGAUAGGGUUUCUUUUAUUAGAACCAGCCAGAUGUGGGCUCUUUGUCUUUCAACAUAUCUAACGCAUGAAUAAUCUUCUGCACGAAAACCCGCUCUAAUGACCUACUGAGUGCAUGUGAAUGGGUUUUUGAGUCAUCAGGCUGCUGCUGGUUUGAGUCUAACAUCAUAGUUUGCAGCUUCUUUUAAACCAUAGGUCCACUAAGCCGCUGAGAAACAUAGCAAAAGGGGUUUACUGUGGGGCCACUUGACCAAGAAUCAUGAAAUAUAACAUUAGGGUCAGAACUAGGAUGCCCUUCAGUGUUACAAGGCUCUAAAUGCCUUUGAUGCUCCAUUUGAGAAUUACUAGGUGGACUGGAAAAAUCCAUCUAUGGUGGACAGUAGAGUAAGAAGACUUGUAAUUUUUCAGUUAGAAAUAAAGUAACAAAGCCAGGGAUCAUCUAAUCAGUGUGGAUGUCAACACCAGCUAAGUUCUACUCCACAGGCACUUGUAAGGUACCCACUCUACUGAGCCAAAACACAGUCUCCAUCAAAAUCACAGAUGUUUUGGUGAAUGUGUUGUUGUUUUUUCAGAAGGCAAAAGAAGUGACAUCUCUUCCUUUUUGAGACUGAUAUUGACGAAGGAAGAGGCCUGUAGCAUUCAGUGACGAAAACUGCUGUUGAUGUUGUAUGUGAGAGGAAGUCCCUGUGCAGAUACCCACAAACUCUUCCUCUGUGUGUGCUGUGUGACCGAGCAUAUAUGGUAGGGCCGGGCGAAAUAGAAAAAAGUUUAUCACAAUGUAUUUUUUUUCAUAUCAGUUGAUAUUGAUAUUUAUCACGAUAUAAAAAAAUCACUCGUCAAUCUUAAAUGUUCCCUGUUACUCUUUAAUGAAAUUUAGCAGCGCUUAUUGGCAGCAUGUCUUUUGCAAUACAAUAAGCUACUGCAUCUGUGAGGUCUUUGUGUCUGUUCAACUAUUGUUGUAAGGUGUUGUGCUAGAGAAAGCGGACUGAAUGGUUGGCUGUUUUGGCUGCACAGGUGCCAUGGGCUGCUUUGCACUUGCUCCGCUCGGGGUUUGUAAACUUUUGCAUUGCGCAUGCUCUGGCACGUGGCACUGCUUCAGAUGGUGAAAAAGAUUUGAGGUAUUAACCGACUUUGCGAGAACAUGUUCUCGACAUAAUUUGUAGUGCACAUUUUACUCUGCUUCAUGUCCAACCUCAAAAAAACAAAAUACCUCCACACCACCGACGUUUUCAUGCCAGUGUUGUUGACAAUGUUGUCAUCUGUUGAGCCUUCAUCUGCAUUUCUGUCAGGGGGUAGCACACAUUUCCUUUUUUCCCCACCAAAAGUGCUGUCAGCUUCACGUGUUGAAGUGCUAUGGUUGAGUGUAGCUGCAGUUUGCUACUACACAGUUGUUUGCUACUUGGUUCUAAUUCAGCACAUGAUUGGUUCAGCGUGGCACGGACCUGAAGCAACUCCUCUUUUCAUUGGCUUGUUUAGUCUACUAAAACAUUGCAGAAUGCAGACUAUUGAAAAGCAUAGUGACCAUGUUUCAUAUCGAUAUCGAGGAAAAUCAAUUUUUGAUAUAUAUCAUUAUUGUUUUAUCGCCCAGCCUUAAUACAUGGGGUUCAGGUUUAGUGUUUGUGUCCCUGGGUUUUGGUCCUGGCUAAACUGUCACUGGUGCUCACCAAGAGGGAGGGCCAUGAGGCUGACUGAGCAUUUUUGCUCUUGUCUGGAGCCUUAGAUCUCUGCUGACACACAUGCAUUAUGCAUUUAGACAUGUAACCUACAUACACUACAAGUUCACACCCACACACACACAGUGUUAAUAUCCAGGCACACAUAAAGACAAGUAUGCACACGUGCCCCUGAGCUGCACUGAUGCAGGAAGACAGUGCGUUUUUUUUUUUUUUUUUUCAUGUGUGUUUUAUUUCUAGGGCUCCGUCUCUGCAGUGUCCUUAUUUUCCAGCUGACUGCCAGAUCCAGGCUGGGAAGAGCCAGGUUGUCCUGGAGCUGGACAGGGCUAACUGCUGCAUGGUCUCUGGAAAACACAUUUGGCAUGUUUCUUGCUCCUUCCUUCCUCUUUGGCAUCUAUUCAGCUCAAUCCUGUGCCUCAUGUGCACGCCUCAGACCCCUUAUAUCAUCCAGAAUGUAUGACCGUUGUGUCUUCGUUCAGAUGGGUGGCAAAACACUUGGCAUUUGAAUGUAUUUCAAAUGUGUCCGGUGACCUCUUAUCAUGUUUCACUUCUCUGAGCAUUUUUGAUUUUAUCUAUGAGAAACUGCAACCGCUGCUGAGCAGAAAAUCUGUGUGCUCAGCCGUACUGUAAGGGAAGAAGCCUGCAGCUGUUAGAUGCAAAGCGAUUUAACAUCAAAGUUUACCAGGUUGUCCUGUAAACAUGUCAGGAAUGUAUUUAAGAAGCAAUGUUUACACUGUGACUAGUUUAGGUUGCUAUGCCAGCAUAGUUUGGUGCCCUCUUUGAAUAUUUGCACCUUUAUUGGAGAUGCUCCUGUUUUGGGCUGGGCGAUAUGGCCUCAAAUCAAUAUCACGAUCUAUUGAGCAGUUCACCUCGAUAACGAUAGAUGGACGAUAACUACUCCACAAGCUGCUCACCCCCUCCCACAUUAACUCCGUCUACUUCAGCUGCCAUUCCAGCCGCCACAAUUUUUGAACCGUCCUACAUCUCCUCACCUGUCUUUCCCUCUUUGUUACCGACUGGAUGGGGUGGAGUCAUGUCUCUGACGUAGGACAGCGUCUUAAAGGGACAUAAGGCCAUAGCCUGCCUACACAAAUCCAAAACCAACUUUUAUUUAUUUUUUUGACACUGAAUAUAUUGACAUGGGGCAAAAUGACAUCAGCUAUUGUCGUAAAUUUCUGUAUCGGUAAAUUUUCUGUUUAUCACCCAGGCCUACUCCUGUUUGAUCCUGAUACAGCGUUGGAGUUUAAAUGGUUUGACCUUUGUCCACCUGAGAGGGUAAUGUUACCCAUGUGGCUAAGUCUAGAGGGUAAUGAGGAUUGUCACAGUGAAAUGUGGGUUAGCAGGUUUUGUGAGGCUUUGGAAAAGUUUGCUAAACACUCGUGUUUAGAGGGUUUGUUCUGUGGGGUACACCCAAGGUCAAUAUUUGUCCUGAAAAACAGCAGCAGUAUCAAAGUUCAUAGUCAGCUCAGCUGAUAGGCUCAGUUGAGUCUACACCUUUCCUUUCCUUCAGGGCUCUAUUCCUGGACAGUCUGAUUUUACAGAUUCAUAUGGGACUAACUAAAAUUUGUUGAGACUACUGUAUAUGACUGCUACUACCCUAUGAGUAAACGAACCAGACAUAUGUAAAGAUGGCGGCCACCACAGCUGCAGAUCAGCUGAAGCAGGAGGAAAUGGAAUCUGCCUGCAGUAUGUUAUUGUUUGUAAGGGGAUUUGCCAUUGCAGUACUAACCAGAACAAUAGAGAGGGAGAGAGCAGUGGAAAGAGGAACAUGAUGUGUCCAUGUGCAGCUCCCUCAGGCCUCGCUGGGUUGGAGAGAAGAGGGAUAAGGAGUUUGCAUUUGAAAGCUUGGUCCAGUGUGUUUGGCUGUGGAUCACAGCAACAGAGCUGAGGCUGGAUUUUGACAUACAGCCCCUCCCCCUUUUUUGGUACAAUAUUGCUGGCCCACAGCUACAGACACCGUGUCAAAUGCACACUUACUUCCCUUGUUGCAACCUUGGGUGGUCCAUCACAUCCAGUCACAACACACAAGACCUCUCUUAAAUCCAGCCUGAAGACACACUCGUUGUGCUGUAUUCAGACGUACUUCUAUUCGCUCUGGUCCUUGUCCAUGUAUAGCUUUCAUAAAUAGUGGCUCUUCUUUUCCUGUUGGUUUAUCGCACACUGUGAAUCAGUGUAGUUUAUGCUCUCUUAGUUACCAUAGUGUAUGCAGGAGAGUGAUGUUUUUUUUUUUUUUUUUUUUUUGUUGGUAUCACUCUGUUUUUUUCCCUGAAGAGACCAUGUGGAGUCAGCUUGUUUUGUGCAUGUGUUUGUAAAGGCAACAUUAAGGAACUAAUGUUCUACUCUGAUGUGUUCUAGCAUUUUGAAUCAUCUUUCCUGCACUGUUUGUUAGGAAGAUUAGUGUUUUGUGUGGGGGCAAUUGGUAGAGAGAGUGAUAAAGAGUGGGAGAAAGAACGAGAAGGAUGACAGAGUACCCUGAGGCCAUGUUAACAAGAACUCUGCCUUUCUUUCCCUCCCAAUCUUCUCUGCUCUUUCGGUGUCUCUGCACUCCUCCCUCUUGUCCCUUGAUGAUAGCAGGAGCAGCCAGAUCAUUGCUUCACUCUCUGGCGUUUUCUCCCCCCUCAGACACCCCCUCCCCCCACAUGCCCCAUCCUAUUGCGCUCUCCGGCUUCUUCCUUUCAUGUUUCCUCCCUCCUUCUAGUUUUUCCUCCCUCAAUCCCUCUUUGAACCCUCAGGCCGCAGAUCAGCCCAGUGCCAGGAGGGAAAACGAAGGGAGGCGAGAGGGCAAGUGGACAGGAGGAAGGGAGGACGAUGUUUAGAGAGACUGAUGGAGGAGUUUGUGAAACAUUCAGAGAUUAGAGGAGGGUGGUCAGAAAGAAUCUCAAACUGUGAUUUGCAGAUGGGCUGGGCAAUCUGGCAAGAAUAUGAUUGUCGUGCUAUGAUUACAAAUUGAGAAUGCUGUUUGUUUGAGGAAUGUCUGAAUAAUGAUAGUGGCACAUGUGGUCCAGCUUCAGAUCAUAGUUUAUUGGCAUGCGCAGAAUUAAUAUGUGCAUUGUUUUUAUUGAAGUUUAGUAAAUGGAGUACUCUGUCUCUUUAAGACACUCUCUUGACACAGCAAUCCCUGAUUGAGCUUUGUGCUCAUCUGUUGCUAACAUUAGGUCAUCUUGUUGUUUUUAGGCUCAAACACCCACAGUGUUGGUUGUUAGCAAAUGUUGUAAAGAAAGUCAGAUUAUCUAAACAGGUUUCCCUUUCUGCGCAAUGAACACACAGGCAAUUAAAGAUACUUGGGUGGAAAAAACAAACAAACCAAGAAAGCAGCUCAGGUGAGAUGUCUGUCUGGAACAGACAAAGGUUGAACAGGCAGGGAGAUGCUGGUCAAGCUGUCAUGAUCAUUGAGUGGAUGUCCCCCCCCCCUAAAGCCAGGGUUUUAUCACUGAUUCUGCUUUGUAGGGCUGUAAAGUCCUAGUUGACAGGUCGACUUAUUGGUCGAUAUGUGCUGAGUCGACCAAAGUUUUGAUUGGUUGACUCGAUUUUUUUCCGUGUCAAUUUACAGUCUACAGUUAAUUUCAUCAGGAGGAACAUACAAAGUGCAAAUGGGGGUGUUUUCUGAGCACCCCCAUUUCACAGGUAACGGCCUGUCUCAGAACACCCCCCUUGUUUUCACCAUUUUAGAUUCGCCCAACCUACUGGAGACCAGCUUAAGACAGGGAGAUUGAAGAGCGUCCACGUUAUUUACCCAUCCAUGCUAUUUAUCCGUCCAUGCUAUUUAUAUUUAAGCCUUUUGUGUUUAAUUGUCUUCUUGUGCCGAUAUCAGUGUAUCUUGACCCCUGCCAGUGGAGCCAUACUCCACUGAGCCGCGUCGUGCCCCGCCGCAAAAGGGUCGAUUUUUGGACGAAAAUUUCUGGUUUCAGUCGACCAAGAAUUUCUUUGGUUGAUUACAGCGUAACUGCUUUGAGUAUUUACUCCAUCCAUAUCAAGCACAAAUAUCUAUCUAUGCUUUAUUGACCAAUCACAGCGGUUGACAUUGGCACAAAGCAGAGCCACUUUAGUUUACCAUAUAUGCAGAAAUCAACAUUUUUGAAGUCAUUAAAAAAGCAUAAAAAAAGACAGCACAAAAUUAGACUAUACAGAUCUGUCCACAUAUAAACAGGAACCACUCAACCACUCAGCCUGUUAGCAAAAGAGGGCACUGGUGGUAACUUGUGAUUGCAAACACAAACUACUCUGUUCCCACUUUGCUCUCCUUUUUUCCCACAAAGUCUUAACAUUCACUCCUCUUUCUGUCUCUAGCGCCUGUGGCUGUGAAACCUCAAGGGAAUAAAAAGUAGUUCUGGCCUUACUCAUUCAAUUAGCUCUCCUGUGCUAGCAUGGGUGUUUGUGUGUGUGUGUGUGUGUGUGUGUGUGUGUGUGUAUUGUAUAUUGCUUGGGAAAGGUGAAAGAAAUGUCACAGAUCUCUGCCUCUUUAACAUUUAAUGUCUCCUCUGUCUCUCUUGUCUCUGACAGUACUGGCAUAAAGGAUGCUUCAGCUGCGAAGUCUGCAAAAUGACUCUAAACAUGAAGAAUUACAAAGGCUUCGAGAAGAGACCAUACUGCAAUUCGUAAGUUGUCCUUCUUUGAGUCACUAUUUUGUGUGUCAGUAAACAUGUCCAAUGUUUUUCUUUAUUCCCGACUGGUUCAGCCUGCUUCCCAGGGACACUGACAGCAGCAUUUAAUCUGUCCGCAGAAAGAAAUACGACUCUCUAAAUGCGUGUGUGUUCAUGUUGCAACCCCAACCAAGGCCCCUGUCUGCCUCCUCUGCUGUUUAUCAGCGACUAUUCCAGCUCCCCUCUUAGAGAAAAGGCCUAUAUGUGGUGUGGGAAAGUGCCUCCCUCCUCCCCCUUGUUUGGGAAGGGGGGGGGCGUCAACAAAGGAAAUUCCUAAAGUUCCUCUACAGUGACACAGGCGGACACACUGAAAACUAGCAUGUCCACUCACGCUUCAGCACAUACUCACUGACUAGAGGCUCAUCAGGAAUCCCUGGAAUCUCCCUCGUCCAUUUCUAGUAAUGAUUUCCCUCUCCUCUUUGUGAGUGAGAAAGUUUGAUGAUGAGUGCGUGUCCUGAGGAGGAAUGCAGAGAGAAGGCGUUGCAACAAGCACUGAUUAUUAUCAUAUUUUUUUGCAUUUCGCAUCAAGUGCUGUUUUAUUGUAAAUAAAACAAACCAAGACGUCAAGUGCUGCCACUUGCAACUCGAGGGGGAAACCAGUGGUGUUCUGGUUUGUCUAAUGCACACCUGUUGUUUACAGUAUUGGGCUUUCUUUAUGAUUGAUAUUAGGAAUAAGUGAUUUGUUCCAACCAUCUGUUUUUUUUCCAAGGACGUCUUACAUCCUUGUCUAUAUAUUUGGACCUAAAUUACAUUUGCAACCUCUAGCUGGAGCCUGAAGAUGCAAUCAGACUGAAAGUAAGACAGAGUGUAGUCCUGCUGCACUUGGUGUAGAGGUGUUGAAAGCUGAUGCAAAUCUAACAGUGACAGGAUGCAACCGAUGACAUGUGAAACAGGGCUGCCACUAACUGAAAAUUGCUUCACUUCUUUUAACCUACUUUUUUGUUGAUUAUUAACUGAUUAUUUAUAGGGAUGCAUGAUUUCUUUUUUUUUUUUUUUUGCUGAUUCCCUACUCUUCAGGGUAAUCUAACUCAUAGAAACACAGAUCCAGUACUUACACAUACACAUUAUUUCAUUGCUAAGAACACAAUCUCUGCAAAGGCUUAAGUGUGACUUUACCUCAUAUCAUUAUUAUGACAGUCUUUUUGUUUUAGAAACAGACAUAUAUCAAAAAACAGUAUUUGAGAGUAGGAGAGAAUCACUGAGAAUCUGUAUUAUUAAAGUGCUCCUGUGAACCCAUCUGAUCUACCCCCAGAGGACCCUGAAAAGUGAUGCGCCUCAGGGAUUGAAACCAUCACAUGAGUGGUUACUGUUUACACCUGUGCUUUGUCUCUUGUUUGGUGAGCUCCUUUAAAAACACCUAUCAGUGAACUAUUGUAUCUUUUGUGACUGCGCAGGAAUCAGAUUUGCCAAGUAAAUUUGUCAUCUUUGACGUCUCCUCGGCUUGUUUGGCUUUUCUGCUCUCAAGACGGGACAGCACCUCUCUAUGACUCAUUUUCAAGCUCAGGGUUGGGUGACCACAGUAAAUCCUCAGCAUGGCCACACCCAAAUGAAACCUGAGCAAGCAGUGGUCUAAGGUUUAAGACACGUGUGCAGGUGUAAUGAAAAAUAAACAUUAGAUGAUGAGAUGGUCUUUUUAAAUGUUGUUUCAAACAGUAAACUAAUAUCUCAUAGGAACCCUUCUUCUUCCUCUUCUAGUCCCUCUUAACUCCAUCAAACUUCCUUCAACAGGUGUUGUCCUACUUCAGGAUACCAUGUUUUCUUUUCGCCUUCCUGCUUCUGGUGUUCCCUCACCUCACCUAGCCAACAGCAGCUCAGCUCCUCAGUAUGUUUAUUCUGUUUGUUUAAAACGAGCCGUCUUUGAGUAAACACCAUCAGUGGAAGAGCCUCCUACUUCAAGAGAGGAAUGCAGGCUUUGGUCUCUGGAAAUACUCUGUUGAGUAACUGUUUCAUCAUUUCUCCUCCAUAUUUGUCCUUCCUAAUUGGUAUAGAUAAAGUUAGUUUGCUCCUUCUUCCCUGAGAAUCUCAUCCCUGAUUAGACGCUAGAGUCACAGGGGGUGGGGGAUUGUGGGAGAUUUAGAAGGGCAGAUAAGUAGAUAAAAAAACACUCUUAAUUUCCCCUGGAGACUGCUGGAGAAAUGGUGAGACGUUGCCAUAAUGACAAAUGUCAUGAAUUAAACUUAAAGAUCAAUGUGGUUUUAUUAAAAACUUGCCAGAGGUGUCUUGAUUUAGUGUUUUUAUCCAUAUCGCUUCAUGGCUCUCUUCCAUUCAGCUUAUCCUAAAUGAAUAAUGAACAGCCAGUAAGACUAAAACCACUCUCCCAGGAUGUUAGGACACUGCUGAUUCUUUUGGUCUGGGAAAGAUGCUGCUUUCACAAUCAGUCUGGGAAUGGGCUUGUUUGUGCCCGACCAGAAGAAAGGCAGAGUCAGUUGAAUAAAUCAGAUAAAGGCUAGCAUAGGGUAGGGGUCAGUUUUGUUUACUGCAGAUAUCUUCUUUGAUUUUUCUCUGUUGUUUUUACUUAGAAUAUAAAACAACAUCACAAAUCAUGAGAGAAACUUGUCAUCAUUUUCCACAUUGUAACAAGACCCAGAUGCCACAAACUCUGACAAUAGUCAGCCCUUGCUUCAUCCAGCAACAGCUGUUUACAUGUCUUGAUCGGACAGUGUCUGAAUUUGAAAGUCACUUGUUUGUCAUAUUUGUGAAAUCAGAUGUGGUUUCCUCUACAUGACGUGAUGAAAAUGAUCAAACUGUUUUACCUGACUAAUGCGUUAAAACCUUUUCAGGUCUCACAGGGCCAAGCCGUCAACAACUUCUCCUGGUUCCACAAUACAAACAGGAGUCUCCUCCUGCACAGUAGGCAGUUUGUAUGAGUGUGUAUUUGUGUGUGUUUGAUAUCACAAAUGUGUGGCCUUCUCACCCGUCCACCUCAGCAAAGCCGCCCCUCCGUUUUUAUCACUCUCUCUUUAGUCUUCACAGGGGCUAACUGAGUUUGUGCAUGUGUCACCAACUCCUGUCUGGGACUUAUUACCUUGUUAUACAAGCUGACAGAUAGACGAGUGUUCUUGUGAGUCAUUCAUAGCCUCAAACAGACACACUUCAGAGGAUCCCACUGAGUCACUCAGGUUAUAUCUGCAACACUGCUGUAUGUUUGCGUUACAAUUUACUGACCCAAAGACACGCUGAAGAUGACGCGAACCCCGUUUAUUUUAACAGAUGCAGUUUAUGAGAGUGUGUGCAACUCAAACACUCCCUAAAACAAGUGCUCUGUCAAAGGGAGUAUGUUCCACCACAAACCAGAUACACCCAACUUCAGACUAUUAACACUUCUGAGUUUCCUGGCUUUGAUCAAGGGAGAGUCCCUAAAAAAAGAUUCAGACUAACACUAAGAGGUGGGAGAAAAAAUCGAUACAGCAUAGUAUUGCAAUAUUUUGUCUGGUGAUAUAUUGAAUCAUCUCAUUCACAAAGUAUCGAUUUUUCAAAUUAACUGUUAAUAUGAAGUCAAAUCUAUGAUAAUGUAAAAAUAAAAUCAACUGUUUGUCCAGUGAGGUUGGCAGAGGUAACAUCAUAGAGCAGGAGAAAGUUAGUGCAACAAAUAUAUAUAAGGUUUGUAGGAAGUUCUACAUGAAAAUAAAAUGCAGCGUAAACAAUACAAAUAUAGGAAAGCCAAAUUCUAAAUUAGCUAAAUCACAAUAAUGUCGUAUCGUGGCCCAAGUAUCGUGAUAAUAUUGUUCGUGGGGCCACUAGUCUUUCCCACCCCUUGUAACACUUGGUGUAAAGGUUUAAAGGUUAAAUGUCUGAGUUUAUUGUGUUCCCUCCCAGGUCUACAUAAUUUCUGAUACAACAUUAGAUGAGUCUUAGAAUGAGAGCUUUUGUCAGAUGUCAAAAAUACAGAGAUAAAACAAGUGUCAUGUGCAGCAAAAGAAAAGAGCUCUCUGUAUUUGAUCAGAUAUCCUUCAACAGUGAACAGAGGCUUCAUUUGCCUAGGCUGCUAGCGUAGCUAACUGCUAAAUCUUAAUACUGCAGAUAUAUUCAGGAAGUGCUGCCAGCAGCUGUAAAGGCUUGGUGCGAGCAUGCACAGACUUGCAUGUGUUUCUGUGGAUGUAGCAGGACUCAAGUGCUCAAGUUUGUUUUAUAUCACAAAUCUUAAAAUGCGACUUCAACCACCUCCUGCUUCUGUUUUUUAAAUCUAACUGCAUUCAUAGUCACAGACUUAGAGUUCACGCUUCAUGCUUUGGUUUCCUUAAAGUGGCUUUUAUCUUAUUUUAACAGUGUGCUUUAUAAAAGUGUACCAACCACAAUGCCUUUGGUAAAAGUGUUCAUAUCCCAUAAUCAAGUCAGAACAAAGGCUCAUUUAGUAUGUUUACCGCGUUGCUAUGGACACCGUAGACAUAUUGCCUGAAUGGGUUACCCAGAGGCACAGAUAGUGGUUAGAGAUUUUUGAGGUCACUGUUCACCCUGAGGCCAGCUGGGGACUACAGUCUAUAUAGGAGCUGUUAGAUCAACUGUGAGGGCUUGUCCUCUCCUGCUGGACUUAAGCCAUAUGUUUAUGCUGCCUGAAGGACCACGCUGAACUGUGAGCACCGAUUUUUGGGAACUUGAAAGCUACCAGUGUAUAAAAACACUGCCCUGCAUGACAGUGGUUGAUGCAGUCAAUAAGCCUAAGUAUAAUGAACUGCUCCGAGUGCUGAAUGCAUGUUUGUUUGUCUGCAUGGGAGCUGCUUGUUUUAGCUAACUUGUGUAUAUUUAUGUUUGUUAUAUUUAUUUUCAGGAUUUAUUUUCAGGACUCUGGUGGAGUCUGUGGCUGUCGAGAAAAAUUCCCAGAAUCCAUUGAGAGAAGAGACUCGCCUUCACGCUCAGUUUAAGGGGGCUACCCAUGACAUCAUUCACACUAACCCAGUGUCUCUUUGACCCGACUGCCGUGCCCUUCCUCUUCCUGUUAUCCCCCACAGAGCUGUGUCUGUUAGCGUGUGUGCAUUAUAAGUCUGUGUGUGAAAGCUUGGAGAGCUUUUUCCACACCUGCUAAAGCUCACCCCCAAAACUCUGCAACCUUGAGGCUCUCUUCCCCCCACAUGACUGCUGCCUGCACUUCCUCUGUCCCAAACUACCUUGGCUCCCACUGACAGAGCAUUGUGUGUUAUACUGACAUGCUUUUUGUACACAGGGGCUCCUAACUCAACCUCAGGACCACCUUGAAUAACAAAUGCCCCCACUGUGGGGCCACAGACUGCACUCUGCUUGAGUUCUGCUGUUUUUCUCUGAGAGUUUUUGGCUUGAGCAGCACUGUGCGAGUCUGAGUAAAAGCUGGCAUCUGUCUCUGUGUGUGUUUACUGUGUACUGACUUUCUUUGCCGCUCUGUGUGUUUAUUUUGCAGACACUACCCCAAGGCAGGCUUUACCAUUGUGGCUGACACUCCAGAGAACCUCCGCCUCAAACAGCAAAGCAAAAUGCAGAGCCAGGUAACUCUUUGUGUCUGUUGUAGCUACUUGUAGGAUUCAUGUUCAGACCAAACCACAGUUAUGCAACAUGCAAACACACAUAUUCUCUACUUAACUUGGCACUGAUCCACCAAAGAGGUCAGACCCUUCAUUCAAAAAAGUUGUGACGCUGUUUAAAUGCAAUUGGCAACUUAUUCUGAUGGUUUGCAAAUCAGUAAAAUCCUUUUUCCAAUAACAGGGUUCCUACACAGUUGGAAUUUCCAUACUUUUCCAUACCCUACUUUUUAGAAUUAUUUUUGAAUAUACUUGCUUUUCUAUUAUAGAAAACAUUUUUGAACUUUGGUAAUAGUCUGGAAACAUAAAUAUUUUUCCAUACUUUAUUUUUCCUUUUCCAUACUUUUUCAGAUCUAGAAAUUGAUCAAACUUCUUCAAUACUUGCGUAGGAACCCUGCAAUAGGAAUACUGCAAAAACAACAUAUGUCUGUAUCAUAUUUAUACCCGGUAUCCUCUCUGUGUGGUACAGUUUUGGCCUGACCCUGUGUAUAAACUGUUCACAGACAGGGUUUUUUUUUCAAGACUGAUUUUGAGCCCUGGAGUGAUUUUCACUGCAGAGUCAGGUUGGUUUUUAAUACAUUGCUUGCCUGUUUUUGGCCUUGUCCCCUUUUUCACUGAGAUUUCCCCAGAUUCUUUCAUCUUUAAUGAAAUGAUAAUAUCAAAGAUAAUCAAAUCCUCAAAUCCUUUGCAAUUUUACACUGUCUCAACUUUUUGGAGACAUGUUCCUGGCAUCAAACUCUUGCCUUUUUAGAAUUAUGUUAUUCCUUUUAUAUGUGAUGUGACCUCGGUCAGAUACAACUCAAUAAGUAUUCAAACACCUGUGUUUUAUCGUCUAUAUCAUGUACUGAGGAAGACUCAGCCAAGUUGAAACCUGUUGACAUACACCUGUUCAAGAGGAUUUUAUACUCUAUUUGAGAGCCUCAGAUUUUCAGUUGGACUGACAUUUUUCAUUGUGAACUUUUUUCUCAUUUUUAAAAAGAUAGUUUACAGAUAUUUACAGAAAAGCCUGAUUCGAGCGAACACUAAUAAGAUUUUGGAGUCUGUGUUUCAGAGCACUGACUGUCAGAUUACACAGUUGCUCAUAUUCAAAGUUUGAAUUUUCAAGAUAGCUGCUAGGUCACUGCUCAACAGACCUGAGAAGCCAAGCGUAAAAUUGGAACAUAAUGAAACAUUAAGACACUUAGAGAUAGGGAUGGUCACUUAAUACUGCACUUUAUGAAGGGGUAAAUAAGCCAGUGAGGUACAGGUUUGUGGUCUUACAGAGGAGCAGCUGUACCGCAAGAGUGUUGGCUUUUUCAACAAAAUAAGGAGUCAUCCAUACUUGGCCCGAAUCCCAGAUAGAAAUAGAAUUGCUAGAUUACUAGAUCAUUUCAUGAGGUGAUGCAGUGUCAAUCAUUCUUGUGUAAAUCUGUUUCGCAACUCUGUCAGUUUUGGCUGUUGGAAGAACAAGCUUUGUGUUGCCUGUUGCAUGUGAAAGAUCUGUGUACUGGCUAUUAGCCAAUUUGUUUUGUUUUCUCUGAAACAGACUCACUGAGAGUAACAGAUGUAGACCCUUACCUUGCUGGAACUCACCUUAAGUUUGCCAAAUAUACAGAGACCCUUUUGCCUCCAGGAAAGAAAACAUACGCCUAUUUUUAGCUGUUGUUUAGCUGUCUCCUCUAUUCCCUUUCAUAAUACAAAUAAGAAUAGCUUUAUUUAUCCCCAAAGUGAAAUUCAGUUGUUGUUAAAUAACAGUUGCACAGUGGAUUGUUUUGCGAUAAAUCCUUUUUUUUUUACCUCUUUUUUGUAUAUCACUUUUUUGGGUAAAUUUAAAUUGCUGCUCAUGGUUUUUUUUUAUAAAAUAGUCCAUAGCUGCAUGUUAACCAUGAUGACAUAUGCUACCAUGGCUGUAUAUGAAGAAAUUAAAAUAACAAAGACCCAAAUAUAUCCCAGGAUAAAAAAAAGAAACUCAUCAGACCAGAAUAUCCCUCUGAACUGGGUCAUGCAUUAUUGCCUAAAUCAAGAUGGCUCUGAUAGAGCCAGAGCCAGAGAGAUUUACAUUCAGCUGUAAACUCUUAUCAGUGCUUCCCUCUCUGCACUUGACAACAGAACAACAAACUACUGAUAGGGCCACUAUAAACAUCAUGGAAAACUAGUAGCAGCCAGGCUUCAGUCUGUCAGGCUGUCAUGUGAAGUCCUACUUCUCUUAUUCAAGUCAUGGAGCAUGCUGCUUAGUAUUCGAGGAACUUCAUCAGUGUAAAUGGAUUAACAUUCAAUACAAAAGUUCCUCAAAUCAAGGAUAUUCUCAUUAAUGCAAAUGAAAAUUAAUGGAAUAAAGUUAGCUACAAUGCUGAACACAUUUCUGUUAACUGACAUCAAAAUAAAACUAGUCAUCACAAAAAAACCCAACAACAUUCUCAAAAAUGUAAAUGAGUACGGUCACAGAAAUGUCCUUAGACGUGUCAGUCAGGAUGUUGACAGACUUGACUGACACAUUCUUCAUGGUCUAUCUCACCAGCAGUGAGCCAGACAGUUUGAGCCCCACCUCAUAACAGCAGAAGUUGAACUCUUUUCCAUUCAUCGUUCUUUUUUUUUUUAUGAUGUAUUUUUAAAAAAGCUUCUUCCAGAUGUUUAUUUACAACACCAAGACCGCUUCUGUUGAACAUUAAUACUCUGAAUGACACACAUGAUGAAAGCAUGCUGCUUUUCGAAAUACAAUCUUGUUCAUUUCCUGCCACAGAUGGUGGAAAAAUCGACAUAAGUUAUUUUCAGGACACUGUCAUUCAGAUUCUCUUGAGGAAAAUCCUUCUGUUUGAUAAACAGGUUGGAUUAUUAUUAUUAUUACUUUUUUUUAUUUUUAUUGCAUGGAUGGAGAAGGGUUGCCGCUUGCUGAUACACAUUGACAUUUAGGACACUGUUCUCUAUGUUCAUGAGCUUUUCUCAUCAGAAACAUUGUGUGCUCACCAGUCAACAGAAACACAGUCAGAUCAGGCAGGACUAUUCAACAUUUCCCCCAGUACAUCUCUCAUGUUUUCUAGUUUGUUCCAGAAUCAUUAAGAAAGUAUUACAGAUAUGAAAUAAACCGAUCGCUGCUUCACUUAGAGAAGUGCAAUAGAAGAGACAGAUGGAGGAAAGAUGGACCUACGACCCAGAGUAGUUGUCUCACUUAAAAAUUGGGUGAAAGUUGAGUUCCUGUCUGUCUGUAGUGCAUGAAUGUACAAUUCAUGGUGGCCCAGCUGGGUAUUAACUUCUGUUAGGGUGGCAUAAAGUACGUGAAGCCUACUAAUAAAUGGAUUGCAUUUCUAGUUGCAUAUAUGUUCUAAUAGAAUCAGUGUAUUUAAUAUACUCUAAAUUUAGCUUCUAAAGAGGCCAAUAGCCAAUCAUAUGUUGGGAGUUUUUGUGGGGCUCCUUCAUUUGCGAAUAAGAUACAUUAAAAAAUAGGAAGGCUGGAUGUUGUAACUGUUUCCUUUUUUCUUUUGUGGGUGGUUGCAGUUCAUCUUUUGUAUUGAAAUAUGUAUUUAAAAAGCAAAAACAAAGAAAAGGUCAUUAUAGUCUUGAUUGUGGAUCGUUGAAUAGCUGUGGGUGUCAGUUGGUGAGGGUUUAAGAGAAGAGCUGAGCGAGUGGUUUGUCGUUUCAGUGUAUAGCAGAGAAAUGUGUUAACCACAAAGGAGGAGGGGCUUAUCAAAGAGUGUCAAGUCUCAUCUGAGAGUCAGUGCCAGUCUCUGCAGAUGAGGUCAGGCUGUGUAUGCAAGGAUUGGGGGUAGCGGUCAUAUAGGGUGGGGGAAAAUUGGAGGAUCAAGAGACAGAUGGUGUUUUUCUACAUGGAUUUUGAAUCCUUACAGCUCCCCACAAACUCUGCAUCAUACAUCAAGUGACAGUCAUUUCAAGCCCCAUGCCGUAAAAAGAGAUUAUUCAUACACAGAAUAUGUUAGGGAAGGAUUUGUAUGCUCUCCACAAACGCUGUCUUGGAGUCAUGAUGUUACUUAAAUGUUCCUUGUAUGGGACUGUUCAAAGUUCAGUUUUGGUAACAACGAGAGAAGAGAGAAGUGGUGUUAAAAAAAUUUAAAGAAGUGUUGCUCUUCCUGCAAGUUUAUUAGACAGUCUUUGAGAAAGGCCAAUCGAGGGGAACUUCCUGUUUAACAGAAUAUUUCCAAAUCUUCUCAAAUGUGACAUCGCUUUCACUUAGCUUUCAUACGAACAUAAUUUCCUACAAAGGAUUCAAUCAUAAAAACUUUAUAGCACUCAUACACAUCCACCUUAUGACCCUGCUGUAACGUUGCAUUUGCAUCAGCAUCAGGAAGUUGAAGGUGUUGGCGGAGAACUGUGGCCACCUAACCCCAUUCAACCACCAGUGCUGCCGCUGCUGCGUUGCUACGGGAACCCUAUUGCUAUGGUAGCGGGGUAGAGGUUUGUCACACCUCAUUACAAGACUUUGCAGGGAGAAACAGAGAGAAACAAGGCGGAGAGCGAGAGAAAUAAAGGAGUUGGAGAGAGCAAUUGGGGAGGAGGAGAGGGUGAGCAAUGAGGCACACAUGAACGAAAAAGAGAGUGAGAAAGAGAGAGACAGGAAGGCACCAACACAGAGAGAGGGAGGAGUGAAGGGUAAAAGAGGAAAAGAUAAAAGUAAAAUCCCCAGAGGAGGGGGAGCUGAAGGAAUGCAAAUAGAGGCAGAGGGAGAGAUGAUAAUAAAAAAGAGCCGCUGCUCUUUGGGACGACACGGUGUGCUGCUGUUGAGGCAGUAAAAUAUGAAUGAAUGAAAAAGGAGCCCAGAGAAGAGGAGAGAGAGAGUGGGUGGGGAAAGAGAGAAGAGGCACGAUUGGAUGAGACGAGGCUGUUGCACAGACCUAAAAAGACAAAGGAGGCAGACUGAUAAAUAAGAACAGGGGGAGGAUCACAUGUUGGCUGAUAGGAGCAGGAAGAGGCUGAUGGAGGAAGCUGGGUCAAGGCCACAUGAAUUUUUUUCACCAUUUAUCCGCGCGUGUGUGUGUGUGUGUGUGUGUGUGUGUGUGUGUGUGCUGGCUCCAGAAUGCUGCAUAAUUUACCAUUGAAUGUGGAGCAACCAUGGUUUUCAUGCCCAUUCUCAGAGGACAUCAGGCCCGUGGUGAUGGUGAUGAUGAUGCUGCAUCACGCUUGCACACAUUAUCUGUGAAUCAUACCCACGUCAUAUCAUCACAAGGCGUGAUGAAAGGAGGGUAUGUCAGAGGUCUGUUUUGUGGUGUUAGACAUUAAGGGAGGGGAUGAAGAGACGGGGGAGAGUUUCCUAGUAAUGCACCGUGCUGCCAGGCUCCGUUUGUAGACAGGUGCAGACUCACUGAAGGCGUGAAGCUUCAGUUCAUUCAAAUCCAUUUCCAUCAGUCAAAUAAAGUUGUUCUGAGCGUGUGUCGAUCUAGCUUGUCAGUUAGACCCCUGAAGAAGUCUGAGGUUUGAGAUGACCAAAGUUUCUGUCAUUGUUGAAAUUAUUCAUGCACAUACUGAGAGAGCUCCUAAGAUUUAGCUGCUAUUAGUAAGAAAACGAACGACCAGAUUUCCUGUGUCUGGUUUAAGCCGCGGUGUAAGUGGUUGUGGGUUUAAAAACAUGUGACCACCCUCAAAGCUGUUAGGGAGAGCCCCUUGCAUUGUUAUUUCUGAUACUCAUCAGACAUUGCAUGGGCUGGACAUUUCCUCCUUUGCCCUCAGGGGCAGGAUAGGGUGGGAAGGCUCAAAAACACACCAACGCACGUACACUCAUGCACAGUUUCUAUUUCAACACAGUACCUCUCAUUAUGACCAUGUAUGGUUUCCACCACGUCCUGUAUGUAAGGCCUGACGCUUACCCCACAAUACCGGAUGUUAGCGUCACCACAUCAGACUCAGCAGUGACAGUUAGCAGUACGCCAUUUUUUAGAAAUAUAUCAUAUCUAAGUACGGGAACUGAAAACUUUCUGGUUUGCUAAGCUUGAUGAUAAGAGCGAUACAAAUCAGGCGAUUAAAAGUUACCGUUUAUAACAUUUGCUAAAAUGAAAAUCCACAGAAGAUAAUUUUGAAAAAUUAGAGGGAUGUUGCUGUUCAACCUUGAAUGAAGUCAAGAAUAAAGCCAUUUCUCUCCUGCUGUGAAGGUGAAUGUAAAGCUCAGGAUUUCACUCUCUACCUAGACAGUCCUGAUGAUGCAAGUGCAAAGAAUCACAUGAUUCCUGUCCCAGAGUGUCAAAAUGUUUCUAACUCACAUGUUUGUUUAAUUUCAUGUCUCAGUAUCUCUGGAUAAUCACUUUUAAAGCAUCUGUUGGUUUUUCUGUCAUUACUAAUCUUGACUUCACAGUUGUGAUUUAUCAGCAGACAUAAUAAGUCCUGAAUUUUUUGGGUUGCCUUCUCUUUUUUUUUUUUUUUUUUCCCUAACACGAUCAUGUUUGUGUUGCAGGUUCUCUACAAGGAGGAUUUUGAGAAGAAUAAAGGGAAAGGUUUCAGUGUGGUCGCAAACACGCCAGAGAUGGAGAGAAUUAAGAAAGCGCAGGACCAAAUCAGCAAUGUAAGUGUCCUAAAGACAGUUCACGGAGACUGAACAACCAGACUGAUAUCACAGUUUUUGAAACCUUUAGCAAAGAUCACGCUUUUAUUUAUUUAUUUAUUAUGCAGCUGUCAUGUGAAAAGAACUUGAAAUUAAGAUUCAUUCUUUUGUCAGCUCUUACGCAUUCUAGCGUAACAUCUUUACCCAAAGCCUGUGAGACCCUCUUCAUUCAUUUCUUAAGAAUUUUAACAUUUUUCACUUUUGUAAGUGUCUUCAUCCUCCUUUAUACUGUCACAUACAAAAGUCAGGCUUCUUUAAUUCAUAGUACACCUCAUUUAUAUUUCAAAAUUCUCCCUGUAUUACAUUGAUCCCCCUCUCUCCCUCAGCUCCAGCUAUCGAUUUGCCAUUUCUCUGUAAAUACUCAUCAGCUGAAACGUCAUUUGCCUUAUGUCCCCAGACUUUUUGAGUCAGCUGUAAAGACCUUUAACUCUCUGUGAAACACACUCACACACAGAACAUGCAUCAUUACGCAUACGCUGCUCUGUGCUGGCCUCGCUAAUGGCAUAAUUAGUGUGCGGGGUGAUGGGUAAUUACUGCUUUCAUGUACUGAGAGAUGUUGCAUGUCUGAAAUCAAGGAAUUUGGAGGACAGAGGGAGGAAGAUGAACAUAUGUAACAUGUAUUUAUGGGUGUGUGCACAUACAAACCAAAUCAUCUUAAUGAGGGUAAAAUGGCAGGAUGGAUUCGAUGUGUUGGUUGGAGCUGAUAACUCAGACAUCUGCUUAUAAUCAGUGUGUCGUUCACAGCCAAUCACAAGUGAACCAUCUCCUCCCAGGACUUGAAGCAGUUUACUCAGCUCUGUACCAGGAAUGUCAACAAUCUGAAGCCUUUCAGUCUGGACUCUUCUCGUCUGCCAUUCUUGUUAGCGUGUUUUUUAAAAUAAUGUCGUAACUCCUAACUCUGAACUGCUUUCAUUUCUCAUUAUCUUCCCCGUGUCAAGCAACAAUCACUGAGGAGUGAUGGGGAUGUUUAGUUCACUUCCUAUAAAUCCACACACACCAUCUGUUCGACCUGCUUCUUGAAAACAAACACAAAAUAAUCUCCUUUACAAACUCUCACUUAGCAUAUUGCCCUUGAGAACAGUCUCUUGUGUUCUUCCCCUCACUCGUCUUAGUGUCCUCACAUAAACACUCCCUGUCAUCCCGUCGAGUCUGUCAAUACCCUCCUCGCUCAGGCCGCAGGCACAGUGGAGCUCUUUGAGUGCGGGUGUAAGCAGGGACAGAAUCAGGGCUGUAAAUCUUGACCAAGGCUCUAUGAGUCAGUCUGUUAUCAGCCUGGUAAUAAGAAGGGCCGGGCUGUGAAGGCCUAUUUAGUGCAGUCAUCGAGCAGUCACUCAGUUUCACUUUCUCAUGAGUGUGGCCUAGUUCAUGUUGAAACACUGAAUGCUGCCUCUGUCUGACAGGAGUCAGAGUCUGAUGUUGUAGGUAGGUCUUUGUACCUGGACCAGCAGUGCAGCUGCUUCUUUUUGAACUUACACCAAGAUAUGCAAUGUUGGAUUCAAACAACCCCGAGGAGAAAGUUCAAAAUGUUCAAGUUCACUCCCAGAGUAUUAAUGAUUUGGAUUAUGCUGCGCCAAGUCAUAUGAUCCCCUCCUCCCAUUCCCCCUCCUCCUCCUCCUCCUUCCUUCUUUCUCUGUUUCCUCUUGCUGGCUCAUUUUCACCACACGUAUCCAGACUUCUAGUUGGUUCCCUUUUUUUUUUCUUUUUAACCUCACCUGUUCUUCCUGAUGUGUCAGCGAAGAGUUGCUAUGCAACUAAGAGCUCACACUACUUCCUGCCGCUGAGAUGUCAUUUCCUGUCAGUGUCAGACUGCCUCCCAGGGCUCUGCUGCGUGUAGAAGGCCCCACCUAUCACCGUUGACUCAAGGGUGUAGGGGCGCGCAUAGGAGACCUCUGGUGGACAGAAAGUGAACUACACCUGGUGUUGCUUCCUUAACAGAGGACUGCACCUGUGGAUGUGAAGCCCACCUCACUCAUAGAUGACUCUAAACUGAUCGUGUCUGUCCCUUUCAGAUCAAGUAUCAUGAGGAGUUUGAGAAGAGAAAGAUGGGAGGAGAGGCCCCUCAACAUCAGCCAAGCAACCCCUGCCCAGGUAUCCUCCAAACACACACAGAAAUAAACACAGGCUUCAUAGGUCACUUAUCAAACACCAUUUCUAUUUGAUUGGAGCCUAUUGUAAAAGCAGUCGACAAAAGAGUAAGGAAAGAGGUAAUAAAAAUAACAAUAAUAACAUCUACCAUUAUAAAAACAUCUGUACUAUUACUCAAAACUCAUGACAGAGAAAAGAAAAAAAGAUCCUCUGGAAUUUGCAUGGCUUCAAACCCCCUGAUAAGAAUUUUAAGACUAAGUACCGACAUUCUUCUUAAAGCUCUGUGCCGUGUCUUAACUUAGUCCCCUCUCUGCCACAGGCAUAAUGCGCUCACUCAGCUGGCUGUUACACUGAAGCUUACAUAGGUUCAAACUUGUUCACUAUAAUCCUCUUCUGCAUUCAAUUUAUAUAACCAUAAAAAAUCUUAUUCCAGCAGAUAUUCUUGUUUGAAAAUCGCACAGUAAUUCUCGUUAUCCCUGAUUGAGUAAAUGAAUCGACAAGUUGUUGUUGAUGAUUGUGACUUUGUUGAUGUUAGCAUUUAUGAGGCCAGUGAAAAAACUGUGGCUCUGUAUUUGAAUAUCCUCUGAAUCUGCUGUUUCUAUUUGAAAUGCCUGAUUUAGACACAGUACAGCAUUGUUCAAGGAAAUCAAUGGCUUUAGGAUGCACGUCUUGGCUUGUCAUGCUAAAGAAUUCCUCCCUCUCCUGAUGAGUCAUUGCAGAAACACAAACAAAAGCAAAAAAACAGGAAUUAACAAGCUUUUGCUGUAUGCGUUAAAAUCCUAAUCCUCCCACAACUGUUGCAUGCAGACCUGUGGCACACUGUUGAAUACCAGUUUAUCUCCCAGUGAGUUUAUCAAACUCUAAGAGCGUUUUUUUUUUGUUCAUUUCUUCUCUUUCUCCUCGCUCUGAUUUUCCAGCAGCUUACCAGCAGCCUGCAGCCUCUCAGAACUAUCAAUAUGAGCCAACUCCCGAACCUGUGCGCCAGGCGGCUGCUGCUCCUCCUCCCAGUGCUGGGGUAAGUUCUCCAUUGCCCCCUCUAGGGUUUCAUGUGCUCCAAGUUUAGUCUGUUGCGAAACAUAAUGAGAAGAGUUACUGUUACUUUUUCAGUAUUGCAAAACACUGACAUGUAUUCAGAAAUCGAACUUUGGCAAUGAGAGCUUUUUGGUACUGAUAAACUGAUAAACAAAAGUGAUCCAUUUUUACCAGCCCUUAGCUUCUGAGAAGAUCUGGAUUUUCUUUCCCUCUGAUUAUUAUGGUUUAGGACUUUUGUUGUGCAUAAGAAGAGAUGAAGAAAACUAGUCCAUCAGUUGAAAAAUAAUCUGCAGGUUAAUCAUAGUACAAUAUUUAUAGGUUAUUGUUUAUCUGACAUGGAUUAUCUUCACUUAAACAUGAAUAAGGUGUCAAUUAGGGCUGGGCGAUAAACCGAAAAUUUACCGAUACAGAAAUUUACACUGAUAACCGACGUCAUUUUGCCCAUGUCAGGAUAUUUGGUGACAUAAAAAUAAAUAGAUACAAGUUGGUUUUGGAUGUGUGUAGGUAGGCUAUGAUCUCAUGUCCCUUUAAGACGUGACUCUACCCCAUCCAGUCCGUAACAAAGAGGGAAAGACAGGUGAGGUGUUGGAGGACGGUUCAAAAGUUGUAGCGGCUGGAGCGGCGGCUGAAGUAGACAAAGAUUAUGUGGGAGGGGGUGAGCAGCUUGUGGAGUAGUUAUCGCCCAUUUAUAGUAAUCAAGGUGAACUGCUCAAUAAAUCUUGAUAUUGAUUUGAGGACAUAUCGCCCAGCCAUAGUAUCAAUGCAAAAUUCUGUCUGACAAACUGAUCUGUGGCUGCUGUGGUCUGAAACUAACCCAGCUCCCUCUUGUCUGUCUCUCACAGAAGCGGUACAGGGCCGUGUAUGACUACGCUGCUGCUGAUGAGGAUGAGGUGUCCUUCAUGGAUGGAGACGUGAUCGUAGACGUACAGCAGAUUGACGAGGGCUGGAUGUAUGGCCGCGUGGAGCGCACUGGCCAGCAGGGCAUGCUGCCCGCAAACUACGUUGAGGCCAUCUGAGUGAGAGGGAGAGAAGAAGAGGGAGAGAUAAAGGAGGAGGUAGAGAAAGGGAGAGAAAGAAGGAAAGGAAAAGUAAAGCCCAGUGCCAUCUCAUCUUAAUGCCGCUUUCUCUUGAUUUUACUCUUGUUCCCUAAAACCUGUCCUGUGAGACCCUUACCCCCCUGCAUCCUUUCUCUGCUCCCUCUGCCCAUACAGCUCUAUCACAGACACCCUCUGCCUGUCUGUCUGUUUCUCCGUCUGUGCGUCUGCUUUUCUGUCUGUCUGUCUGUCAAUCUGUACUGAUGUCGAUCUCUUUUUGGAUGUUCUUCAUCACUGAACCUGGCUGCACUCUGGUGUUAUCACAAGUGGAAAAUGAAAAGUCUUAAAAGAUAAACUCAAAGUUCAUCGCAGUAUAUCAGGGGUCAUGCCGAGUCCAUCCUAGCUGUAGUACUUCACAAUCCUGACACAACAAUAUUGAAAAACAAGAACUUUUUCCCCCAUCACCGCAAUGAUUUUAUGAAUCAAAUGAGUUGGUAGUGUGGGUGGCUGUGGGAUUUCCACAAGCCUCUUUGAUUGCUUUUGUCUCAAAUUUUGCGGUGUGAUCUCGGCCCCGACUGGAAACGCAGUGUAGAAUCUCAGUCUAUCAGAGCUAUGCUUGAAUAUUUUUGACUCGUGUACAUUCCUUUAAUCUGUAAGUGUCGCAUUCGCCAGUUUAGCCGUCUUAACUGAGAGUUUUCUAAUUCAUUUAUUGACGGACACAUAUCUCGCCGUUGUGUGCUCAAAGAAGGUGUCCUCUUUUUCAGCACUGCACCGCAGGUAUCAUUGUAAAACUGGAAUCGAGCCUAACUGAAGAGCCCUCAUGUCGCUGCCUAAGUCAGGGGUAUCGAUGCAGGAGGGAUCAGGGAAAAGUUAGGGGACAUCAUCAGUCCAUCCUUUGCAGCUACACUCGAUACAUCACCUCAGUCAGUGCGGAUGUAGAGAAUAUAUCAAUAUAUUUAUACAUAUGCACCCUUAUUCCUGUUCUUUGCAGCCUGAAUGCCUUCAAUUCAGAGAGAAACAAAAUUUAUGGUGAUCUAGGUUUUGGGAAAGGAGAUGGGACCAUGUCUAAUCCUUCCCCCUCUUUUUGCUACAAGAAAACACCCUCAUAGAAAAAGAAGGCAGCGGCCAAGCACAACUAUAUUGUGAAUCUUUUUUUAUUUCAAAUUUAUUCCUCUGUUUUUGUGAGUAAACAUUCCAGUCUUUAUUUUUCCAUUUCAAUGUGCGAAAAAUGUCGAAUCCUUGGCUGUGGUAAAUGUUGUUGUUGUUGUUUUCCCCAUGCUGUUCUUCUUUUACUGUCUUUGUUAUUGUAAGAAUCUUAUUUUCUAAAACAGAAGAAGAAAGUAAGUCUAUUCAACAAACGAACCAGCAGUUCAAUUAAUGAUCCAUGGUGGAAAAGUUUAGUCAGACUCUCUCAGUUACAGUAUUAAGUCUUGGGAAAUGUCUCUACUGUUUGUGGGCAGAACACUCGACCACAAUCAGACCUGUUUUUGAUCAGCAGAUCUUCAUUUCCUGUUUGAUACUCUUGAGCUUUGAAGUCAGCCGUGUCAUUUGGCGUUUAAAAUACAAAUUUAAAAGAGUUUAGUUUCAUCCACUGGUCAUAAAACCACCCAUAAAGGCAGGCCUGAGUGCUGAUCAAAGACAGGAAGGUGAUUCCCUCAACUGUUUGACGGUCAUUUGGCUGGUCAUUAUGAUGUGAUGAUUGUUGGCUCAUAAAAUCAUAAAAUGAAGCUUUUAAUUGGCUGGUUUCCUCACAGACAUCACACAUCAUCAACUCUUCACUUUCAAUACUGUAUGUCUGUGGAGACCUCAUCCGACUUCAAACAUGAUGUUGAACAUUCCUCAGUGGUGUAAAUAGUCUCAUUCGGCCCCUGACCAUACGCGCCUCUUUACUCCCCUUUACUUGCUGUUUCAUUCUCCUGUGAUGCACUGUGACUGUCACAGACGUGAGUGAUCAGGGUGGUUGUGUUUUAGGUGGGGUUAGGUAGGGUUGGGGCAGAUACAAUAUGAUCAGCUUUAUUAAAAGAAUCAAGGCUCUCACUAUGUAGCUAGAGGACAUUGUACAAUUGUAUAUGUAUCAUAAAGGUGAGUUAGGGAAAUUGUACGUACAGGUCUUGGUGCUCUGGGAAGUGGCUUGCCUGCAGAAGAAAAAUGGUUCCCACUUUUGUUUUUUGGAAUGCGGCUUAUGGGAAGCAAUGUAAUUUUAAAGUAAACUCCAGUUUGGUGCAAGUCUGUGUUUAGCAACUUUCUAAUGUGAGCAGUUGUUGCAGGUUUAUAAAACAGAAAAAAUAAAACACACAUCUCCAACUGGGAAGAAAGAACGAAUGAAUGAACACACUGUUUGUACGCCUGUAUUUUGCAUUAACCUCUAACUUGACAACAGGACAAGUUUAUUUGCAAAACAGAUGCAAGAAUGGAAAGCUGUUGAAGAGCUUAGUUGUGCUUCUUUUUGGAUAAACUGAAGAGUUUUUGGUUUGGUUUGAAGUGAAAUGAUUGUUGUUCCUGGCUUUAUAGUAAUGUUUGCUCAAAUCUAAUUUAACAACAAAACUGGUGGCCUCCAAAUCACCUUUUGUUUUGAUGGCAUCAGUUGGUGUUCUGGUUGAAAUGAAAAGUGGCCAAAGGCGGCCAGCAUUCUGUGUGGCUCUGGAUGGAUUGAAGUCAAAUUCAAGCGAGUGAGGGUGUAUCUGUACAAGGCUGAAUCUCCCAGGCUGUGAAGCAGGGCAAGUUGUUUUCCUGACCUGGAUAUUAGUCAAGGGGGCGACCUCUUUGCGCCAAAUACGGCUCUUCUGCUCUGGCAUCACUCAUCGACUGAACCAUAAGAUCAUAUCAUUACCUAGUCUCCAUUCAGUUUCUGUCUCGUAUCCUGUCCACCUGUCUGAUGAGACCCCUCUUUCCUUCAGCCUUCAUCGUAGACCCCAGCGCUUCUGAACCAAUGCCACCCCUCCCUUCCCCGCUUCUAUGAUACUGGAUAUAAACUGUAGACUUUGCAGAGUGAAAUCAUGUAAUCCUCUAUCAGGUUUAGCAUUCAGACCAGUUUUGUGCAUUCCAUCUUAAAUUGUUUUGUUUUUUUAUAUAAUUUUUUUUUAAUUAAAAAAAAAAAGAUAAAGGUUACAUAUGCAUAAUGACAUACAUGUGUAUUCAAAACUCAUACUGGAUACAUACUCAGAAAGGACCUGAUAUCAUCUCCUGUUGCCCUGUCACAGCACUUCAAAUUGUACUUAUGAUUCUGGAGAUUCAAUAAAAUGUCAUUUUUUCUCAGACUGUGG
Messenger RNA from Xyrichtys novacula (pearly razorfish), 32067 nucleotides. NCBI's taxonomy places the organism in Eukaryota, Metazoa, Chordata, Actinopteri, Labriformes, Labridae. The record is from the annotation of a GenBank genome assembly.